Molecule: messenger RNA, 946 nt
Organism: Mytilinidion resinicola
Lineage: Eukaryota; Fungi; Ascomycota; Dothideomycetes; Mytilinidiales; Mytilinidiaceae
Exons: 3
Biological process (GO): N-acetylglucosamine metabolic process
Cellular component (GO): cytoplasm
Source: RefSeq, a predicted model, not a curated record
AUCGGCACGCCGGACUCGGACUACGCACGCCUGGCCUGGCCUCAGGUCAAGGAAAUCGUCGGUACAGGCUCAGAUACACGCAUCGCCUGAAAUCUUCUUCUUUCUAACGCUGUCGCCAGAGAGCGGACGAGUUGAUAGAUUCCACCGCGUGCCUUCUGACUUGCGCAAGUACAGGCAGUUCACGUUCGGGCUCGCCAAGGAGUAUGGGUCCAUCAUGAAUUUCAUCGUGAACGAGCGGCUGCAAUGGAAAGAUCUGAAGCCAAAGGGCGCGCCGUUUGAAUAUCCAGAGGACAUCAAGAUCCUUUACAACGACUGGCCAUACGGCAUCGACGAGGACAUCGCCCACCUUGUUAUAUGGACCAAGUUUGAGCUCGAGGAAGACGCGGUCACGGGUCGAAUCACGCCGGAGGUAUCGAAGGAAAUAGAUGACUAUGUGCGGAAGACUUUUGCUUCGCGCAUCAACCCAGAUCACCUAAUUUGGUUCUCGAACUGGAGAUCGCUGAAGUCAGUCCAUGCUGUCGAGCAUUUCCAUGUCAUGCUCUAUCGGCCUGACGAAGCCUUCAUCAAGGAGAUUACGAACGGGGACAUCCCAAUGUCUGCAAAGAUAGCAUAAAUGAGGGGUUCUAACUGGCUGCGGAACUGACGCAAGCACUGGCAAACGGAUAGGCAUCGAUCAAGCAUUUUGCGUGGCGCAUAGAAUAAAGGCAUGCUAAAUCAGAUAAAGUUCUAGAAUUCGAACAGAAGGAAGUCCCUUCCAAGCCUGGAUCACAUUAACAGUCAUCAAAUGCACAGAAGAAAUACUCUUGAAACUGAUGCAGGGACCUGAAGCAUCCUCCAAUUCACUGGAUAGGUAUCGAUAUGUGCUUAUCUCAGCCACGUGGAGCCCCGCACAUUCACUCCGCCACCGUCGUACGCGUCCCUUGCAGCCGUGGCGAAUCUUCCCGCG